GAGAGAGAGAGAGAGAGAGAGAGAGAGAGAGAGAGAGAGAGAGAGAGAGAGAGAAGUAAGUUUAGAUUUUUAUUUGCAGCCUCAAGGAAGCACAGGAGACAAUGUCGGGAGCUGGUGAACAUCCAACACAAACCAUGUGAGGGACUUGUUCGCCUCCGUGGCCAAUGACAGUGGCACAGUGAAAGAACACAAGAUGGCCGGGAAGGGCCCCCAAAUCACUGAUCCACUUCUGAGAAGUGUGGAGACGAGUGGAUGAACCAGUUUAUACGUUUUCCCCUGGGAUUCAAACAGCAUCACUGUUUCAGUUAUCCAGUGCCUGAGGAGGAAGAGGAGGAGGAGGAGGAGGGCACCAUGAUCCCAACAGCGCUCCGCUGGCUGGUCCUGCUGUCGUUUAUCAUUCUGACCAUCGGUGGGAACGUGCUGGUGUGUUUGGCCUUUGGCCUCAGCCGUCGACUGUGGCGCAUUGCCAACUGCUUCGUGGUGUCGCUGGCGGUGACGGACCUCCUGCUGGGCCUGCUGGUGCUGCCCUUGACCGCCACCGUGGAGCUGCGCAGCGGCAAGUGGCCACUCGGAGGGGCCCUGUGCAACAUCUACAUCUCCCUGGACGUCAUGCUUUGCACAUCGUCCAUCUUGACCCUGAUGGCAAUCAGCGUGGACCGGUACCUGGCCAUUUCGGCUCCCCUCAGCUACACCCGGAGAGUGACUCCGCCGAGGGUGACGCUGGCCCUCGCCGCCAUCUGGGCCCUGUCGCUGGCCGUGUCCUUUGUGCCCAUCCACCUAGGCUGGAACACGGCGGACUACAGAGUGCAGCACUUGGACUGGGGCAUGGGGGAUGAGGACAGAGAGGGACGCUACUGCCAGUUUGAAUGGAAUAACAACUAUGUUCUUAUUUAUGCCUUUGGCUCAUUUUACCUGCCGCUGCUGCUUAUGUGUGGGAUGUAUCUUUGCAUAUUCAGAGUGGCACGGGAACAGGUGCAGCGUAUUCGCGCUGCCACGCCAUCCCUACCUCGCAUAUCGUCGACUGCAGCCAUAGCGCGCGAGCACAAAGCCACCGUGACUCUGGCCGCUGUGCUGGGGGCCUUUGUCAUCUGCUGGUUCCCUUACUUCACCUACCUCACCUGCAUUGGCAUGAAGGAGAAGACGAACCCCCCUAACACGCUUCACUCUGUCAUCCUGUGGUUGGGCUACUUUAACUCGGCCCUGAACCCCAUCCUGUAUCCCGCCUUCAACAGGGACUUCCGCAGGGCCUACGGAGACCUGCUUCGCUGCAAAGGACCGACUCGCAGAAAACUCCCGUUCACUCUUGCGUGUGUGCACAAAAGAUUGACCUUUACCAACGGUCGAAAGGAGAAACAUACAGACAGAGUUAAGAACGAGAGAGAGGGAAAGAGCCUCCCUCUUCAUGAGAGAAACGGUUUCCCCGAUGAGCCGAGGUGAAAGUGCCGGACCGUAGAACUGCAGCACACUUGUUCCGUCACUUACCGUACCAGAUCAGCUAACCAUUUACAGUAUCUGUUAGAUGUUUUGUGUAUCGUGCCCAAGAUGACAAGAAGUUAUGUAAAACCCAAUGUGCAACAUCAUAAUUGUUAAAUAACCUUUUUCUUAGUCUAUUGGAUAGAUUAAGCAGAAUAAAAGGCCCGUGUGGUGGAAAUAAUGGGCGGCCGUUAUUUCCCUGAUGACUUUUUUCAGGGAGUGAAAAUCGCAGUCCCGGCGUGUCUGUUUGUCAGAGUGUGUAAAAAGCAUCCGACGAGGAAAAUCCAAGCAAAGAGCAGAGGGCCGAGUGGAACCAAUAGAUGACUCAGUACAUUUACCAGCAAACUGCGAAGAGAUAGAGACGGGGGGUUAAAAUUUUGCAAAUUGUUUAUUUUCCUCUCCCGUCAACGCUGCCAGUGAAGGUGAAUAAGUGUCUAGCGGGUGGAAUUGACAUGUACAAUAUGUGUAAAGCUUGACUUGACCCAAAGAGGGCGACUUGAGUGACUUCCUGGAAGUUUCAACAGAUUAACUAGACCAAACAACCAUUCUCUCUUUUUUUCUAGUGUUGUUUUUUUGUAUUAUUAUUUAUGCAUGCAACAUGGACAAGUUGUUUCACUGAUGAAGUCACAUAAUAUAAAAGUAAAGCUACUCCCAACAAGUCUUGUAUUUUAAGACAUUUUGUUCUAAUGGACAUGAGAUAAGAUGAGAUUACUCUUUAUCACCAGAAUUCUCUCCUGAAAUGUGUCUUGCAUCCCAAGACGUACACUGUUUCACAUAAAUCACAACAAAAACAUAUAACCAAACAACUAAGCAGAUACACACACACACUCAUUGCAUCAUACAUUAUGAAUUAUGCUAAUGUUAAUGUCGAUAUCAUCACUCCCUUUAACAUUUAGUGCUCAGCCCUCACAGGGACCUUCGAUGCACCAAAUCAAGCAAGUUACAUAUUUUUUAUGUUAAAUGUUACCAGGAUUAUUGUCACACAUCUGAAACACUGUUACACCGCGGUCCAUUGACACAAAUCAAUAAGAGAGCAUAUGGAAAAUGAUGAGAGAGAAAAAAAUUCAUCUGCUCAACAAUCAGUGUUGAUACAAGACGUACGCUGUAAAAUAAAAUGUAGAUAAAGCUACCUACAGUGGUGAAUAAUUGAAGUUAUUAUUCUUGAUCGGGGGGGAAAUAAGUUCUGAAAAUAGUCAGGGAGCUUUCACAGACACGCGUCACGUCAAGUUGAAAGUUGAAAGCACACCGAUAGGCACGGUGGAUGGAGUUGAGUUGCUUUUUAGUAAUUUUUGCAAUGAAAUUUAUAAAGUCAGUAGUUCCUUGCAUGAGUUAAAAAACCUUUUACUUAUUUAACAAGUAUCAUUUUUUUUAUCUUUUUGUUGCUGACAUACUUUCUGUUCGUUUCUAAAUCUUUUGUAUCCAAUCAUAAUUUAUUGAGUUUAAAGAUUGUAUACAGACAUUUUAUAUGACACUCGAGACUCUUGAAAUUGCACGUUUGCGUAUUAAAAUGUGGAAUAUAC
Molecule: messenger RNA, 2993 nt
Organism: Scophthalmus maximus (turbot)
Lineage: Eukaryota; Metazoa; Chordata; Actinopteri; Pleuronectiformes; Scophthalmidae
Gene: hrh2b
Product: histamine receptor H2b
Exons: 3
Coding region: 253-1437 (394 amino acids)
Biological process (GO): adenylate cyclase-activating adrenergic receptor signaling pathway
Cellular component (GO): membrane
Molecular function (GO): G protein-coupled receptor activity
Source: RefSeq, a predicted model, not a curated record